Pseudomassariella vexata is the source of this 2325-nucleotide messenger RNA. RefSeq names its product P-loop containing nucleoside triphosphate hydrolase protein. Gene Ontology annotation, cellular component: intracellular anatomical structure; spliceosomal complex. NCBI's taxonomy places the organism in Eukaryota, Fungi, Ascomycota, Sordariomycetes, Amphisphaeriales, Pseudomassariaceae. The coding region runs from base 1 to 2325 and encodes 774 amino acids. The transcript has 3 exons. The record is from RefSeq and is a predicted model, not a curated record. Gene Ontology annotation, molecular function: RNA helicase activity; RNA binding; ATP binding.
AUGUCGAAGGGCGAUCGCAAGCGACUCAGCUCAGAAGCAGAUGACGCGCUGCCUCUGAAACGGGUCAAGAAGGAGGACAGCGACGACGCCACGGCCAUCUCAAACAAUCCGUACCUGGCACAUCUCAAACAAGAGAAUGAUUCUGCUAAUGACUAUGGCUUGGAGAAUCUGGUAGAAAACUCGGCGCUCCGAGGCUUCACGCGUCGACAAAGCACUGCAGAACAAGCUGCUGAAGCUGAGGACGGGGACCUCAAUCCCUUCACAGGGGAGCCUCAUUCCCAGCAAUACUUCAAGAUUCUGCAAACGAGAAGAAAUCUACCCGUCUCUAAGCAAAGACAGGAGUUCCUUGACAUGUACCACAGCACGCAAAUACUCGUCUUCGUCGGUGAGACGGGUUCCGGCAAGACGACACAAAUUCCUCAAUAUGUUGUCUAUGACGAGCUACCUCAAUUGAAUAAGAAGCUCAUCGCUUGUACCCAGCCUCGAAGAGUGGCUGCCAUGUCAGUGGCCCAGCGUGUCGCCGACGAACUCGAUGUCAAGCUCGGAGAGGAAGUCGGCUACAGCAUUAGAUUCGAGGAUAGAACGAGCCCCAAGACAGUGCUGAAGUACAUGACGGACGGUAUGCUUCUCAGAGAGGCGAUGCACGAUCAUAUGAUGUCGCGCUACAGCUGCAUCAUCCUCGAUGAGGCACACGAACGUACGCUUGCCACGGAUAUCUUGAUGGCUCUCCUCAAACAGCUGGCAAAUCGUAGACCCGAUCUCAAGAUCAUCGUCAUGUCGGCGACACUGGAUGCCCAGAAAUUUCAGAAGUACUUCCACGACGCACCACUGCUGGCCGUCCCUGGUCGAACACAUCCGGUACAGAUCUACUACACGCCCGAGGCAGAGAAAGACUACGUCGAAGGCGCCAUCAGGACGGUGUUACAGAUUCAUGCAACCGAAGACGAAGGAGACAUCCUUCUCUUCUUGACUGGCGAGGAAGAGAUCGAAGAUACUUGUAGAAAGAUAUCGCUCGAGGUAGAUGAGAUGAUCCGAGAAGCUGAUUGUGGCCCGAUGAGGGUCUAUCCCCUAUACGGCACACUACCUCCUCAUCAACAGCAGAGAAUAUUUGAUCCUGCCCCAGGGCCCUUGAAGAAAGGCGGCAAACCGGGUCGAAAAUGCAUCGUCUCGACCAAUAUUGCCGAGACAAGUCUGACAAUUGACGGGAUCGUCUACGUGGUCGAUCCUGGCUUCUCCAAGCAGAAGAUCUACAAUCCCCGGAUCAGGGUCGAGUCUCUGCUGGUGUCGGCAAUCUCAAAAGCCUCCGCACAACAACGCGCUGGACGUGCUGGGCGUACUAAGCCUGGGAAGUGUUUCAGACUCUACACUGAAGAAGCCUUCAAGAAGGAGUUGAUCGAGCAAACGUAUCCCGAAAUUCUCCGCUCUAACCUGGCCAACACCGUCCUCGAGUUGAAGAAGCUCGGUGUAGAAGACUUGGUGCAUUUUGAUCUGAUGGAUCCACCUGCCCCCGAGACGAUGAUGCGAGCACUGGAAGAGCUCAAUUAUCUUGCCUGUCUUGAUGAUGAAGGCGAGCUCACGAAGCUUGGAGAACUUGCAUCGGAAUUCCCUCUGGAUCCUUCUAUGGCGGUCAUGCUCAUUUCAAGUCCUGAGUUCUACUGCUCGAACGAGAUGCUGUCCAUCACAGCUUUGCUUUCCGUGCCACAAGUCUUUGUUCGGCCAGCGAACAAAAGACGAGAGGCUGACGAGAUGAAGGCGAUGUUCAAGCAUCCCGAGGGUGAUCACUUGACCAUGCUCAACGUCUACCAUGCCUUCAAGGGUAUCCAAAGCCGAGAUGGAGAUGCAAAGAAAUGGUGUCAUGAACACUAUCUAUCGUUCCGUCAUCUGUCCAGUGCGGACAAUGUUCGGACCCAGCUCAAGAGAAUCAUGGAGACUCGGGGCCUUGAACUCGUCAGCACCCCCUUCGAGGACAAGGAAUACUAUUCGAACAUCCGCCGCGCCUUGGUGGCCGGCUUUUUCAUGCAGGUAGCGAAGAAGGAUGGAAAUGGGAAGAUCUAUCGAACCAUGAAGGACAACAACCAAGCAGUGAUGCUUCAUCCCAGCACCGUCCUCACAACUGACUACGACUGGGUCAUUUACAACGAGUUUGUCCUUACCACGAAGCAGUACAUCCGAACGGUCACUGGGAUCAGACCAGAGUGGCUCCUGGAAAUUGCACCGGUCUACUACGACGCUGCCUCAUGGGAAGGACAACCGGAGGUCAAGCGAGCUCUCAAGGCUGCAGCUGAAAGGCUGAAGCGGCGGCAAGCCAUGAGAGUUAGCCGCUAG